Messenger RNA from Dothidotthia symphoricarpi CBS 119687, 732 nucleotides. RefSeq lists its product as uncharacterized. Bases 1 to 732 code for a protein of 243 amino acids. The transcript is spliced from 2 exons. Lineage: Eukaryota; Fungi; Ascomycota; Dothideomycetes; Pleosporales; Dothidotthiaceae. The record is from RefSeq and is a predicted model, not a curated record.
AUGAACGCCCCGCCGCCUCUCACUAUAGAAGAGGUUCUGAUGAUCUUUCUUCUCAUCUUUGAGGUCGCAGUCUACAGUCUUCCCACGCACGCGGUUUCUGGAAUCCAUAUCUCGGCGGAUAUGAAGUUGAUCAAAAUCUGGUAUGAUCACGACGCACCGCGAGACGUCAACAACAUCCACGCUUUUCCUCCUGGAUUGGCUCAUCUAGCACCUGUCCUGGCGAAGAAAGACCUGUGCGACACAUUCUGUGCGCUCAUGGGACCAUAUGUCCAGCCAAUAUUACAGGAGCUUUUCGGCGCCACUGUCCGUGUGAUCCAGUUCAUUCCUCGGCCGGCGCUUCAAAUAAUCCAGAACGAGCAUGACCUUCAACCGCGCGCUCACACGGUGCUAGAGGUGACCAUGAACGAUGGUCGGGUUCUCUUCAUGGACGGAACAUCAGAGCAGUUUGGCUGGGAUCGCGACAGCACCUGGCUGAGGCCAAUGUCGGACGUUGUCGCUUAUCACAUGCACACGGCUGAAGGUUUCAACUAUCUGACAGAAGCGGAGCUGGAGGAAGAUCAUGCACUGGUUCUCGUAGCAGACCAAGGGUACUGGGUGUUCGCUGCCGAAAAGAUGGAAGAAGCUAUUGGAGAGCUGGAUUGGGAAGUGUUGCGAGAAAUGGUGCGAAAUGAGCGAGAAGAGUACGUGAAAGCAUUGGCGACUGCGAAGUUCCAAGAAGUCAUCCAGGUUUAG